This is a messenger RNA of Acromyrmex echinatior (Panamanian leafcutter ant), 408 nucleotides long. Its product is annotated as histone H4. The record is from RefSeq and is a predicted model, not a curated record. Gene Ontology annotation, molecular function: DNA binding; structural constituent of chromatin; protein heterodimerization activity. Gene Ontology annotation, cellular component: nucleosome. NCBI's taxonomy places the organism in Eukaryota, Metazoa, Arthropoda, Insecta, Hymenoptera, Formicidae.
ACUUUUGCGAGUAUAUACGUACGACGGUUAAAAGCAGAUCAUCAUGACUGGCCGCGGUAAGGGAGGAAAAGGAUUGGGAAAAGGAGGAGCAAAGAGACAUCGUAAAGUACUCCGUGAUAACAUUCAGGGAAUUACCAAGCCGGCAAUCCGUCGUCUGGCACGUCGUGGCGGAGUCAAACGUAUUUCCGGAUUGAUUUAUGAAGAAACACGUGGUGUACUGAAGGUGUUCUUAGAAAACGUUAUUCGUGACGCGGUUACCUAUACCGAACAUGCAAAAAGAAAGACUGUGACUGCCAUGGACGUCGUCUACGCCCUGAAACGCCAAGGAAGAACCUUGUACGGCUUCGGCGGUUAAACAUAGACAGUUUUUACUUGUAUACAAUCGGCCCUUUUCAGGGCCACCAAAAA